AUGCAGAUAGUAACAGCAGUUGUUCGCGCUUUCCAGUUUCUCUUUGCGAUCGUUGUGCUUGGCCUGUCCGUCACUCUCGCCAAAGGCCAACGAUAUGGAACAGCCCCUGCAGCAACCGGCUAUGCAGCAUUCACUGGGGGGCUCGGAAUUGUGGCCGCGUUGGUUGGUUGCGCUGCCUUCUUCGUUGACGCGCUCAACGGCAUUGUGACCUGGGUGCUUGAUGGUCUCGCGAGCCUCGCCCUUUUGGCGGGUGGCAUUACGUUUGCCAUCCUCCUGCGCGGCACCAGCUGCUCCAAGAUCGAAACGACGUGGGAUAAUGUGAUCCUGAGUGGAGGCUGCACGACCAUCGACAACCAAAAGACCUGCAUGUCGAGUCCCAGCCGGCUGAAGAGCCGGUGCACAUCCGCCAAAGCUGAUGCUGCGUUCAUGUUUAUUGACUUUGUCGUCUGCAUUGCUGUCAUUGCCUGUUCCUUCUUCUUGUCUCGAGACCGCGGUGCAAACAAGGCAGGCUUCGUCUAG
Messenger RNA from Aspergillus clavatus NRRL 1, 519 nucleotides. RefSeq names its product MARVEL domain-containing protein. Gene Ontology annotation, biological process: protein localization to plasma membrane; eisosome assembly. The transcript has 3 exons. The record is from RefSeq and is a predicted model, not a curated record. The coding region runs from base 1 to 519 and encodes 172 amino acids. Gene Ontology annotation, cellular component: eisosome; plasma membrane. Lineage: Eukaryota; Fungi; Ascomycota; Eurotiomycetes; Eurotiales; Aspergillaceae.